This is a messenger RNA of Ilex paraguariensis (yerba mate), 1401 nucleotides long. Lineage: Eukaryota; Viridiplantae; Streptophyta; Magnoliopsida; Aquifoliales; Aquifoliaceae. The record is from the annotation of a GenBank genome assembly.
CAACCCCUUCCCUAACCCCAACAGUGUAUAUUUAUAACUAGUUCUCGCUCACUGAAACAUAUAACCUUGUGCUACAUUCUAAUGAUCACACGGAAAGAAAAGUAGAAAACUAGAUGGCAUACACAUACACUUCAUGGCUCCUCUUGGGCCAACUCCUCCUUCUAGUGUCUAAUACUGCGGCGAAAGUUCCGGCGAUCAUCGUGUUCGGUGACUCCUCAGUCGAUGCCGGCAACAACAACCAGCUUUCCACUGUUCUUAAGAGCAAUUUCAAGCCUUAUGGCCGUGAUUUUUACGGUGGCCGGGCCACAGGACGAUUCUGCAACGGCCGGAUUCCGCCAGACUUCAUAUCUGAGGCUUUUGGUCUAAAGCCGUAUGUGCCGGCCUACUUGGAUCCAAUGUAUACUAUAUCAGAUUUUGCUGUUGGUGUUUGCUUUGCUUCUGCUGGUACUGGCUAUGACAAUGCAACCUCUGAUGUUCUUUCUGUGAUACCUCUGUGGAGGGAAGUGGAGUACUACAAAGACUACCAAAAAAAGCUCAGAGCCUAUUUGGGUGUCCAAAAAGCCAACAGAAUAAUCAGCGAAGCACUAUAUCUAAUCAGCAUUGGAACCAACGACUUCCUCGAGAACUACUACACCCUCCCCAACCGGAGGUCUCAGUACAACGUCGAUCAGUACCAGACCUUCCUCGCCGGACUCGCAGAGAAUUUUAUCAAAGAACUUUACAGUCUCGGUGCUCGGAAAAUAUCCCUCGCAGGGCUUGUUCCAAUGGGUUGUCUGCCAUUGGAGAGGACCUCGAACCUCAUCGGUGGGAAUGGAGGUGGAUGUCAAGAGAGUUACAACAUAGUGGCGAAGAGCUUUAAUGGGAAACUGAGUGGGUUGGUGAAUAAGUUGAAUGGAGAGCUUCUUGGUGUUAAAGUCGUGCUUUCGAAUCCUUACGAUACUUUUCAGCAGAUUGUUCAGAAGCCUUCUGCGUUUGGUUUCGAAGUUACAGCAGUGGCAUGCUGUGCUACGGGAAUGUUCGAGAUGGGUUAUAUGUGUGAUCAAUUUAACCCAUUUACGUGCACGGAUGCAAAUAAGUAUGUAUUCUGGGAUUCAUUCCAUCCUACGGAGAAAACAAAUCGUAUCAUCUCUGAUCAUAUGGUCAAACAUGUCCUCAAUGUAUUCAUGUAAUUCAUAAGGCAUUAAUGUAUGUAUAAUAUGUAGUGUAAUAAAUAUAUGUAGAGUGGUAUUAGUGAUCAAGUGAUGAUAAGUGCUCAUAUGUAUGAGGGGCAUUAUUAGUGUUUGUUUUGUAGUGUCUAUUUUUGUUUGACAAUGUUGUUACUCCUAUUAUCAAUAUGAACAUGAUUACUAGUAAGAGGUUCGUUGUUAUAUUUUUCCACAUAUUUUGGUUGGUAAAGGUAGG